This is a messenger RNA of Amorphotheca resinae ATCC 22711, 1932 nucleotides long. RefSeq lists its product as hypothetical. Lineage: Eukaryota; Fungi; Ascomycota; Leotiomycetes; Helotiales; Amorphothecaceae. The record is from RefSeq and is a predicted model, not a curated record. The coding region runs from base 384 to 1796 and encodes 470 amino acids. The transcript has a single exon.
GAACACUACAACUACAUAAUCGCCUCGUCGUGUCGCCAUCGACCAAACCUUUCGACGCCCGAUUGGCUUUUGAGCAAAGUUGGCUUUUGAGCAUGCAGUAUCUUUCACCGCACGCCAGCAAAUUAAAUCCCGCCACACCUUGCUCUGACUUUUGGGCCUCUGGUUUGGCCGGACCUCCUCAUGAACACCAACCCAUCAACACCACACGCUUCUACUCAUAGUUGCCUUUGCCCCCCAUGAAUCCACCUUCUACACGGAUCAGUAAACGUCGAGCUGCUCAGCGGCCGCUGCCCGGUCCAUAUCAGACCCUCUCAGGUAGGCAUGAUGUCUGCUCCGUACGAUGGACCCGAUAGAGCCAUUGAGAACGGUGCCGAAAGACCUCUAUGAAGUUAUUGGAAAAAAUGGGAGGACGAGGAAGGAAGUCUGCUGGGAGAAAGUCUACUGGCCGGUCGUCUUCUACAGCAACAACUACUACUGACAAGGAUUUUGGUCCACAACUGCAACGAAACAACAUCGUUCACGCUGCUUCCGACGCACGAGCUCCAGAUGAUGUCGCCUACGUCAGAGAAUUGUUAGACCAACCACGAGAGUCUGAACCACCCGAUCCAUCGGCCUAUAAAGAGUAUCUUACAAUUACUGAGGAUCAUGAGAACGAACUUGCCGUAGAAAUUUCCGCCUACCCUCUGCUUUCCAAACGGACUGCAGGGCGGGGAAUUUCAGGCUACUUCCAAAGACCUAAUCAUGCCUGGUCGGCAGUGGAUAACCAUCUUACUACACGCCUUAGUGAUGCUCAACCAGAUAUUGUUGAGUCCUACCGCAAGACUGACUACCCCCCAAGGGCGGUCGAGGCUCUAUCUGCAGACCUUGCUCCUUCCUCAUAUAAUGAGGCGAUGCCGGCCUAUGCUGUUGAAUUCAAGAGUUCUAAUGGAGAUACGAAGGAAGCAAAAUUGCAAUGUGCUUAUGAUGGAGCGCUUAUGACGGAGGGAGCACGUGCUAAGCAUAAAUAUCUAAGCAAGUCCGACGACAAUUUUUAUGGUAAAACGCAGGCGCUCACAGUCGCAUUCAAUGGUGAGAUCCUUAACUUCUAUGGCCAUCACGCGGUACGGAUUCCUACACCGUCGCACCCAACGACCUAUGAUUUGGCUGGCAAUGGAAGAGGCAAUGCAGAGGCAGCUACUGAGACCGCAACUGCUGUCGAGUAUCAUCAAUAUCUACUCAAUUGCGAUAACCCUCGUGCUUCAUUCGAAAACUUUCAAACCGCAUACAGGCAUACUAGGAAUGCUCAAGAUAUUGGUUACCAGUGGGCAACUAAAAGGAAAGAUGCAUUGUGGGCAUAUGCGAAUACGGAAAAUACACAAACUUCGCCUAACGUUUUAAUAUCUUUGCAGCAAACAUCGAAUGAUUCCGUUGCUCUCUUGUCAGCUACACCAGAUGAGGACAACUGCGAUGCCUAUGACGACGGGGUGCAUCCAACUGACCAAUUAUUAAGAGAAUGCCGAAGGAGUUCCGCGGCAAACAAUGAGGACUUCUCUGUGCCAAUUCUAACCGCGGACAAUGGAGACGCAUCUCCCGAUGCUCUAAUCCACAAUCCAAUAACUCCACCACAGUCAUCAAAAAAUGUUUCGCUUCCACUUGAGCCACAACAGCUGUCAGGGUCGGUUGUAAUAGAAGCUCGGGAAGAAGUUGGUUCUAACGUACAUGGUCAUAGGAAGACUCGUCGGGUACGGGUAAGAACUGCCAGUACUGUCGAGGUUGAUACUAAAUCCAAUGCGCGGAGGAGUCGCAGGAAACAUUAGGGUCGAAUGUAUCACAUCUCUCAGGGGGGCUCAUAGAGCGCUUUGCCCACUGUUUACGCUUACAAAAAUUUGCUGAGCCUCGGCUUGUGUUGUGUUGGAUCCUCGAAAUUCGCUGGUGCUUGUAGCAAGGAAAAUG